CAUUCGACUGUUAGCUAGCUUUUCUCUCGUUCAUGCAUAUUAAUAUUUAGCAAUAAUGGGAUGCUCUUGCCUAGGAGCUUUGACAGGCGCGUCUUUAGGAACUGUGCAAGAAAAACUUAAGACACGGCUAGAUUUACUUAACGGCGUCCUGAGUGGGGAUUUUAAAGUCGAGUGUAAACUCUAUUUAAGGACUGAUGGGACCCAAAUUCCUGUUCAUACCGCAAAAUUAUCGUUUUUGAAUAAAAAGCCUCAAUUUUUUACUUUAUUAAAAAAUAAUAUCGUUCAAUCUAGCACGGGAAUGGAGGAGCUCUUUGAACGCUUAAAGCAUAAAAAUAAGCUUUUUACUGAGCGCAAAACAGUUAAUAUUGAGUAUGAACUUGAAGAUUUCUUGGUGAGUGUAGGGACAGUUUCGGUUGGUACGAGUGCUAAAUGUCUAUGUCUUGAGAUUGAAUAUUUGCCUUGUCUUCGCCUUAAAGAGACUACCCAAUUAUUGAAAGAAUUUUCCUCAAUGCUGAUACCAGCAGAUUUGCUGUGGACUUUUACUUGCGGUUCUGAUGAAGUAAAAGAAGAAAAAAAAAGUCACGAGGACUUUGGGCAACAGGAACUAACUCCGAAAGCAGGACUGAACGAGCUUCCGAGGUGUGAUUUCUCAAAUGUAAACUUAUCGGUGGAGAUUUUUUCUAUAAGGCAUAAAGCUUUUCAGUACAUCAAGUUUUUGCAAGAAAAUAAAAUAUUUUAA
Zophobas morio is the source of this 739-nucleotide messenger RNA. RefSeq names its product mediator of RNA polymerase II transcription subunit 20-like. The coding region runs from base 56 to 739 and encodes 227 amino acids. The record is from RefSeq and is a predicted model, not a curated record. Lineage: Eukaryota; Metazoa; Arthropoda; Insecta; Coleoptera; Tenebrionidae. Gene Ontology annotation, molecular function: transcription coactivator activity. Gene Ontology annotation, cellular component: mediator complex. The transcript is spliced from 9 exons. Gene Ontology annotation, biological process: regulation of transcription by RNA polymerase II.